Molecule: messenger RNA, 1071 nt
Organism: Talaromyces proteolyticus
Lineage: Eukaryota; Fungi; Ascomycota; Eurotiomycetes; Eurotiales; Trichocomaceae
Product: WD40-repeat-containing domain protein
Exons: 2
Coding region: 1-1071 (356 amino acids)
Biological process (GO): protein import into peroxisome matrix
Cellular component (GO): cytosol; peroxisomal matrix
Molecular function (GO): protein binding
Source: RefSeq, a predicted model, not a curated record
AUGCUGCAGUUCCGCACCGAAGGCUACAACGGAUCGGCCGUCAAAUACUCCCCCUUCUUUGACAAUCGACUCGCUGUGUCCGCGUCUGCAAAUUUUGGUCUCGUUGGAAAUGGGCGUUUGUAUAUACUAGAGCUGACUCCGAAUGGGAUUGUACCUUCGAAAAUAUUUACGACACAGGAUGCGCUUUACGAUCUAGCGUGGUCUGAGAUUCACGAAAACCAACUUCUCACGGCGUCCGGAGAUGGCAGUAUUAAAUUAUUCGACAAUUCGGUCAACGAUUUCCCUGUACAGGUAUGGAAGGAGCAUAACCGGGAGGUGUUUUCAGUACACUGGAAUCUAGUCGCCAAAGAUCGUUUUUGCUCCAGCAGCUGGGAUGGCACAGUCAAAGUGUGGUCGCCACAACGACCACAAUCGCUUUUGACUCUGCCAACGCAUAGUUGCACCUACUCCGCCGCGUUCUCCCCGCAUUCCCCAGAUAUCUUGUCUUGCGUGACGUCCGAUUCGCAUGUCCGAAUAUUCGACCUUCGCACACCCGCAUCUGCAUCGAACCAUCUCACUCUUCAGAUUCCGAUCCAUGGCGCUUCGUCGAUGAUGGUGCCCAUGAAAGCCGGGAUGUCGCCCGAGACUGGCUCGGCGCCUCCGUCGGAAUGUUUAACGCACGACUGGAACAAAUACCGCUCGUCGGUGCUUGCUACUGCAGGCGUUGACCGUAUCGUACGCACAUUUGAUAUCCGGGCGCCGCAGCAAGGUCCAGCGACUAUCAUGCCUGGUCAUGAGUAUGCAGUUCGCAAGCUCGCAUGGUCACCGCACCUAUCUAGUCUGCUUCUCACAGCUAGUUACGAUAUGACAUGCCGAGCCUGGGACGACCGGUCGGAGAAUCAAGGGGACAUGGACGCAAUGCGCAUGGGGCCAGCGGGGCCUGUUCUAGGCCAGGAAGUCGCCCGUAUGAAUCACCAUACGGAAUUUGUGACUGGUGUCGACUGGUGUUUAUUUGGAGCUGAGGGCUGGUGUGCUAGUGUUGCUUGGGAUGAGAGGCUAUGUGUGUGGGACGUGAGGGCCUUUAUGCAAUGA